AUGCUCUCGUCGCUGUCGCUGGCAUCGUUCUUGCCUUCCAUCCUUCAGCCGAGUAGUUAUAAUAACAAUCAACAGGAUCAGCUACGCUCACCCAUACCAGAUACUCCACCGCCAACGACCAGCACCAUUGGCUUGCCAGAUGACAAGAAUGGCACCAUGACACCCACUACAGACGCCCCCAAUCCAAGGAAAAAGAGCAAGAAAGACAGGCCACCAAACGAGACGUUCAUCGUCGUACGACCUCCCCCUUCCAAAUCAAUCCAUCCGCUCAAUCUACAGGUCCAACUCGUCCCCCCACAAUCUCGUGUCGCUAGCUCCUCUUCAACUGUACAAGCACUUGACCCUUCGCAUCAGAAUGGCACCACAGACUCUUCCGACUUGGCUCGAACAUCAUCUGAUAGGUCUGACUACUCUGGAUACACCUCCGCAACUUCCGUAUCUUCGUUUGCAUCCACUUCCACGACGUCUUCAGGAAGACGCACGAUCAUCCCUCUCUACAACCUCCAGGCCCACCACGUCAUGACAAACACCAUAGUCGACGCUGGUACGGACGCGAAAGUAGCCAAAUUCAUUAAGCGCGGUCUCGAAAUCGUUGGGCUCGCCAUCCUGGAACCAAUUGAAGUAUGGGGGUCUGCACCACUGCCGCGAACGAUGCCACCGGAACAGACCACCACCAACAUCGCACGCACCUCCAUCGAUGACCCGCAGCGCGAAUUUGGCGCAGUAUCUCCACGCCUUAGUCCACGCACAUAUCCCACAUCUAAAGACCGCCCAUCGACGAGUUACUCUACUGUUUCUGCACUGGACAGGGACCCCCACCAUCGGCCGCCGCCGGCCAUCAAUGUCACGCUUCCGCCCACAGACAACUCUCCACUUUCCCCAGGUGAUGUGCCGCAGUCAGGCCCUCGCCGGAAAAAACUCUUCACAAGUAUGUUCAAGAAGAAAGAUCCAUCGCGUACCUUAUCAAUCGCAGUCCCCACCUCAGGCACGGAUCCCCAAGCACCCCCAUCCGCGCCUCCACGCGUAACCAGUCACAACGUGGCGCGUGGAGCUCCCUUGCCUCUGCGCGAUCCUUUGCAUUCAGGCGUACCGGAGUCUGCUCCAUACGCUCAGCUUGGGUUUGGAGAUGAUAGUUUAGCACCUACCCCCAUGACCGGUACGACUCCAUUCACCUCGACAGUGUACUGUUCCCCCGUGCUUGGUGUGCAGGCGGCUCUAUACCCUUCGGUCCAACCCCCUCCUGGACGUCCGACGAAGUAUGUGUGGGUGAUCCGCAAGUGGCUCAAGGGUACAGAAACGGGUCUCUUGAACGGCAUGAUGGGGAGACUGAAUAUCAAUGGACGCACGGGUGGAAGUGCUGGGAACACGAAUGCCAGUAUGGGCGCAGAUGGCAGUGGCAGUGUUGAGGUUCGCUUUGAGUGGGAAAGGGGGAAGAAGAAACAGCGGGAGAAGGACAGAGUGAGAGGAAAGCGGCAGGUGGGCGAGAGCUAUAACGAGACUGGCCAGAACAACAAACAACAGACGGCUACGGUUGGUCGGUGGCCCAGCAAACCACUACUGUCGACACCCUCUCCAGUUGGAUCUAUCCGUCGAGCUGCCGUCGAUGCUGCUGUGGGAUUAGAGGAUCAACGCCUCUCCAUUGUUUCCCAGCAUAGCAAUUCAGACACAGUCACAGACGAGAGCAGCAUUGCGCCCCACAACGCCCGAUCACAACAGCAACAUCGACGUUCGCCGGGGACCGACGAGGACUCUGGCGAUGAUAGCGACCCCGAAGACUCUGAGACGCCAUGGAUAUGUACACUCACAAUCCGGCGCGUAUGGUCUCAUUCAUCACCUUCGUCAUCUUUUCGCCAUCCUAGUGUUGCCGCUGAAAACCAUCACUCGCAACCCCAAUCCGUCUGUCUCAAAGUCGCCACGCUCUCGCCGACACCCCACCAUCCUAAAGUCGUCGGCCUGCUUAAAGUGCCAUUCCCCCUCCCCGAUAUAGAAGUUGAGCAGAUGGCCGUGAGGAAGCGUAUCCUCACGGCACAUGGCGUCUCUCGGACGACGGCAGAGACCCCUGCUACCUCUGGUGCGACAGGUGGGAGUGGUUACGGCGGGUUGGUGCUCACUGCGGAGGAGAUUAAGGAUACGAUUUCGUCUACGGCGCUCUGGUUAGUUGUCCGCGAGGCAUUUGGAGGUAUAGGCAGGGAUCGAAAACGAGGCGAGGGCGGCGGAUGGAGGAUGCGGCCUUGA
Molecule: messenger RNA, 2235 nt
Organism: Pisolithus orientalis
Lineage: Eukaryota; Fungi; Basidiomycota; Agaricomycetes; Boletales; Pisolithaceae
Exons: 2
Coding region: 1-2235 (744 amino acids)
Source: RefSeq, a predicted model, not a curated record